AGAUGCCACCGGUCUUCUUCUUGCACGUCUCGCGUCUAGUCUAGACUCCGCUUCCGACGAUGCGCUGAUCCGGCACGUUUCUCUCUUCUGUAUAUUCUUGUUUCUAUUAGUGUUCCGAGGUCGCACAAGCUCUGUGACCCUGCGCUCUCAUUGUUUCUGCCUGGCCCUUCUCCAACGCCGUCGCCUCGUGCAUCUCCUGCCAGACGGCAGCCUUCCGCAGUCUGCGUGUCUGACAUGAUCUGUACGGACACGUCUUAUUACCAGCAGUGUCCGCACGCGGCUCCUUAGAACAACACAUCACCCUGCUAUCGCUCGUCGACAUCCCCUCGAAUCCUGCUCGGUCCGGGUGGCGUGCCGGUCAGUCAGUCGCACAAGAUGACGAGCGCGCCCAUAGCUAUCAACGCCGGCCUCACGCCGCCCGAACAGCUCGUCGUCAACCUCCAGGUCGUAUCGCCGUCAGUCGGCGUGAAUCGCCCGCUGCUCUUUCCCGACCUCCCCUCCACGACCACCAUCAAGCAAUUAAAGCAUCGUAUUCGAGAUGCCCUUCCUCUCCGGCCCGCAGACGAAAACCAGCGCCUGAUUCACCGCGGACGAGCCCUCCUCCGUGAUUCGGAAAGCUUGCUCGACAUUUUCGGUGCUGAUGUUCUUCGAACGCCCGACCGACAGACGAUUCACCUCGUCAUACGAGAAACCACAGACACGCAUACGCCGACGCCCCCAAAUGCGGCCAGGGCUUCAAGUUCAAGGCCUCGCUCGCAGUCUCCCCAAGUAGGACCGGAUGGCUUGCCCAGGAUACAAGUCUCGCAUUCCGCCAUACCGCUACAGGGGCAUCGCGGGCCAUCACCAGCGCCGCCACACGCUUACAAUGUCCCGCCGCAGUACACGCACGAACAAGCCGCGGCCUUUCAACAUCAACACCAAAACAUGACCAAUUGGUUGACGCAAGUACAGCGAGAUGCCCACCUCCAGCGGGAAGCUAUGUUCAGGGCUCGGGUAAGCCAAAACCAGCGUGGAAGAGCUCAGAUGGGCAUGAGGGGCAUUGGCGACCAGGGUACCCCCAAUGGCACCGCCUCAGGUCAGGAAUCCGCUAGCGGGAGAGCCAGCCCGAACGCAUAUCUGGCUCUACAAAACGAAGUUGCGGCGCGAGUCUAUGCCGGGCAGCCUUCUGCCGAUCCGCAGGGCAUUUUCCGAAGCCAAGGUGACAACCGGGCCCCAACCGAUAUGGCACAUGCCUUGCAUCGUACUGCGUCAGGGACGUCGCUACACACGCUACACAAUCGACAGUUUUUCCAGCCCGGCGUGACGACUCCAGCCUUUGGGUAUGGUUCCGCAGUCGCUAGCAAUGGCCGGAUCACCCCAGAUCACGAGGCAAGGUGGGCAGAGGCAGCACGCGCCUGGGCCUCAGCGGAUGGCUCUGGCGUGAACGCGGCCAACAGCUCUGGGAGUGCCAACGUCCGGGCAAGCUCUGGUUCUCAAGUCUACAUUCUCAUGUCGCCUGAGGGUCCACGAGCUAUCCUAUUCAACCCCUCCACUUCAGAGACAUACUUUACGCCUCGGCUCAGGUCACAGCAGAGUUGGCCAUAUCUGUCGGGGGUUAGAGGGCCUGUCAACGCAGCAUCCGGAGCCCAGCAACUCAACCUCGCUCAAAACCAAACCCAAGAUCGGGGGCACAAUCCUCAUCCGGAACCUCCAGCUCCCGCGAAUGUUCAGCAGCCCCUCCAGCCUGUGCAUCCAGGAAAUCCUCCCGCAGCCGGUCUCCCUCCCCUUCUUCUUCAGCUUUGGCCUCACAUGUGGCUCAUAUUCCGGCUCGGUCUCUUCGUAUGGUUCUUCACAUCGCCAGACUCAAGCUGGUCAAGGUGGUUGACCAUCAUCUGUAUGGCCGUCUUUGCAUUCGUUUUGAGCACUGGGCUUCUCAACGGUGUGGCCGAGAACGCUUGGCGGCCGAUUGGCAGACAUAUCGAGAACAUUCUACCGGCUCUUGAGCAUCCACGUGGCGUGCAGCGGAUCCAGCGCGGGGAUGACAGAGAACCGAAUCCGGAGCAGAUGGCCGCGCGGCUGGUGGCCGACAGACGGGGGCGCGAAGGCUGGCUUACAGGGCAAGUGCGACGACUGGAGCGAGCGGGCCUGCUGUUCCUGGCAAGCAUUGCGCCCGGAGUUGCAGAGCGGCACAUUGCCAACCUGGAGGCCGAGGCGAGGGCCGAGGAGAAUCGCCAGCGGGAGGCUGAGGCGGCUGCCGCGGCCCAGGCAGCUGCGGCGACAGCGGCUGCGGCGCCUGACGACGAUGAUGCCCAGGGAGAGGCGAGGAAUGGCGGCGAAAAUGACACGAAUACCCAUGACAACGAGUGAUGCUGCAAGAGAGCAGGCCAAGAAGGUUGUGAGGCGGGGAGAACUAGUGAACUCGUCGACCUGAUCGAGGUCACGAUGCUGCCUGGGAACGAGCCCAUUUGUGACGUGACACCAAAAGCACGAAGUUCUUACGAAAUCGGCGGACAGUUAGAACGAGCGAUAGGUAGACCGGAGCAGCGUUUGUGGAGCGAUUGAUCCAAAGACGUCACCUAUACUUGAUGAGCAUGUAUUUCACGUCCAAGCUGGUGUUUUAUUCGCUUGGCUACUUACCUAUAGACUAUCAGCGUGUGCAAGCGCCGGCAAAAUAGAGCAGAGAUUGGC
Messenger RNA from Purpureocillium takamizusanense, 2667 nucleotides. RefSeq lists its product as uncharacterized. Gene Ontology annotation, biological process: endoplasmic reticulum unfolded protein response. Lineage: Eukaryota; Fungi; Ascomycota; Sordariomycetes; Hypocreales; Ophiocordycipitaceae. The transcript is spliced from 2 exons. Bases 376 to 2346 code for a protein of 656 amino acids. The record is from RefSeq and is a predicted model, not a curated record.